Closterium sp. Yama58-4 is the source of this 990-nucleotide messenger RNA. The record is from the annotation of a GenBank genome assembly. NCBI's taxonomy places the organism in Eukaryota, Viridiplantae, Streptophyta, Zygnematophyceae, Desmidiales, Closteriaceae.
AUGCCUCUCUUUUCCUGUUCUGAUUUACAUUUUGCAACCCUGUUUCCCUUCCACAUCCUCUCACCCUCCCCUUCCUACCCUUCACCAUCCCCCCUCGCCUUCCUUUCUCACUUCUCAUCUCCUCCAUUUCCUUCCCCCUUCCAUUCUCUCCCCCACGGUCCCACCUCCCAUCCCCUCCUCCCCCAUCCACCCACUCCGCAGGUGGCUCUGCUCGUGGCAUUCGCCAAGGACGAGGUGGACCGAGCAUGGCCUCGCUUGCUGCACCCUGCACCAUCCACGUCAGCACCACCAUCCACGUCAUCCCCACCUUCCACAUCAGUCCCAAUGUCACCACCACCAGGAUCACCCACUCGCUCUCGUCCCCACCACCUGCUCUCUUCUCCCCCUCUCCCCGCCUUCGUGUCUCCAGCCGUUCUUUCUCUGCUAGACCUUCUCCUUGACCCUUCAGCUUCAUCUCCCUUGCCACCGCUGGCAUUCCAACUGCCGGAUCACUCAGACGCCCUCGCUGCAGGGCUCAACCUGCUGCGCUUCCUGCUCCUCAGAGAGCAGCAAGCUGCGAGGGCAGGGGGCUGCCUCAGAGAGCAGCAAGCUGCCCCCACGCCCACUGCCUCUCCUGUGACUCCCAUGCCUCCCAUGGCAUCCAUGGAACAGCAACCAUCUACCGCACUCCACACCCCCACAUCGCUCCGCACCAAGCCCAGCCUGCUUCGUGCGCGCAACUGCUGGCUGCUGCCUCUGCGCUCCGCCGCCCUCGCCGCCCGGGCCUCCCUCGAAUCCAGGAGACAACGGGUGGGGGGCAGCAUGGGAGGGAUGGGAUGUGGACAUGGCGAUGAAGGAGAGGAGAGUGGGGAGGAGGAGGAUGGAAUGGACGGGGAGGAGGAGGGUCAGAUGGAUCAGCAGGCAUGGGUGCGAGAGUGGAUGGGAGUGGAGACGGUGCUGUCGCUGGUGGCGCGAUGCCUGGAGCUGGUGGAGGCAGACCAAGGCGUGUAG